AUGAGUCCAUUCUGCGUUAUCGCGACGCCUGAGCACACCUCCAAAUCAUGUCCAUGCUCGCUUGUUAGGUACGGCCUCCGAUUGGCAGACCGAAGGCGCCAGGUCAGAGUUGCCUGA
Plenodomus lingam JN3 is the source of this 117-nucleotide messenger RNA. NCBI's taxonomy places the organism in Eukaryota, Fungi, Ascomycota, Dothideomycetes, Pleosporales, Leptosphaeriaceae. The record is from RefSeq and is a predicted model, not a curated record.